Pteronotus mesoamericanus is the source of this 3064-nucleotide messenger RNA. It is a transcript of the gene STAM, whose product is annotated as signal transducing adaptor molecule. The coding region runs from base 200 to 1810 and encodes 536 amino acids. The transcript is spliced from 14 exons. Gene Ontology annotation, cellular component: ESCRT-0 complex. Gene Ontology annotation, biological process: protein transport to vacuole involved in ubiquitin-dependent protein catabolic process via the multivesicular body sorting pathway. The record is from RefSeq and is a predicted model, not a curated record. NCBI's taxonomy places the organism in Eukaryota, Metazoa, Chordata, Mammalia, Chiroptera, Mormoopidae. Gene Ontology annotation, molecular function: phosphatidylinositol binding; ubiquitin binding.
GGGGCCUUUUCGGCUCCUUUGCUGUGGCUGCCGCCGCUGCCGCGGUUGCUGCGGUUUGGUGAGGCGAGAACCUGUCGUGGACCCUGUAGAGUCCGUGUGUGUUGUUGUUUUUGCCUGAAGAGUCAUCGUUCCUCCGUCGCACCCUGACUCCGGUGGUGUCGACGGGGAGUCCCUACGGACACCUCGGCACGCCGUGGAGAUGCCUCUCUUUGCCACCAAUCCCUUCGAUCAGGAUGUUGAGAAAGCAACGAGUGAGAUGAAUACUGCUGAAGACUGGGGCCUCAUUUUGGAUAUUUGUGAUAAAGUUGGUCAGUCUCGCACUGGACCUAAAGAUUGUCUUCGGUCCAUCAUGAGGAGGGUGAACCAUAAAGAUCCUCAUGUUGCUAUGCAAGCUCUGACUCUUCUAGGAGCUUGUGUAUCAAACUGUGGCAAAAUUUUUCAUCUAGAAGUAUGUUCAAGAGAUUUUGCUAGUGAAGUAAGCAACGUAUUAAACAAGGGUCAUCCUAAAGUGUGUGAAAAAUUAAAGGCCCUUAUGGUUGAAUGGACGGAUGAAUUUAAGAAUGAUCCACAGCUUAGUCUUAUAUCAGCAAUGAUUAAGAACCUUAAGGAGCAAGGUGUUACAUUUCCAGCUAUUGGCUCUCAGGCUGCAGAACAAGCAAAAGCCAGCCCUGCUCUGGUAGCCAAGGAUCCUGGUACUGUUGCUAACAAAAAAGAGGAAGAAGAUUUAGCAAAAGCCAUUGAGUUGUCCCUGAAGGAACAAAGGCAGCAGUCCACCACCCUUUCCACUUUGUAUCCAAGCACAUCAAAUCUCUUAACGAACCACCAACAUGAAGGCCGAAAAGUUCGUGCUAUAUAUGACUUUGAAGCUGCUGAAGAUAAUGAACUUACUUUUAAAGCUGGAGAAAUUAUUACAGUUCUUGAUGACAGUGAUCCCAACUGGUGGAAAGGUGAAACUCAUCAAGGCAUGGGGUUAUUUCCCUCUAAUUUUGUGACUGCAGAUCUCACUGCUGAACCAGAAAUGAUAAAACCGGAGAAGAAGACGGUGCAAUUUAGUGAUGAUGUUCAGGUAGAAACAAUAGAGCCAGAACCGGAACAAGUCUUUAUUGAUGAAGAUAAAAUGGACCAGUUGCUACAGAUGUUGCAAAGUACAGAUCCCAGUGAUGAUCAGCCAGAUCUUCCAGAGUUACUUCAUCUUGAAGCAAUGUGUCACCAGAUGGGACCUCUCAUUGAUGAAAAGCUGGAAGAUAUUGAUAGAAAACAUUCAGAACUCUCAGAACUUAAUGUUAAAGUGAUGGAGGCACUUUCACUGUACACCAAGUUAAUGAAUGAAGAUCCAAUGUAUUCCAUGUAUGCAAAAUUACAGAAUCAGCAGUAUUAUAUGCAGUCAUCUGGUGUUUCUGCUUCUCAGGUGUAUCCAGGGCCUCCUCAAAGCGGUGCUUACCUGGUUGCCGGGAAUGCCCAGAUGAGCCAUCUCCAGAGCUACAGUCUUCCCCCAGAGCAGCUGUCUUCUCUCAGCCAAGGAGCACUUCCACCGUCUGCAAACCCAGGGCUUCCUAGUCAGCCGACUCAGGCUUCUUACCCUAACACCAUGGUCACUUCUGUUCAAGGAAAUACAUAUCCCAGCCAGGCUUCAGUGUACAGUCCUCCUCCUACUGCUGCCGCUGCUGAUGUCACUCUAUACCAGAAUGCAGGAACUAAUAUGUCCCACGUGCCAAACUAUAAUUUAACAUCCUCAGCGCUGCCUCAGCCAGGAGGCAGUCAACAGCCACCUCAGCCACAGCAACCGUAUUCUCAAAAGGCUCUGCUAUAGGAUUCGGGAUUCCUCUUUGAUCUGCAAAAUGCCGCUGACAAUGUUAUGCAUUUCUUUGAUAUCUUAAGGUUCGUUUAUCCUCAGCUUAUAGGAAUCUUUCUUGGUCAACAAGUUCAAAUAUUCAAGAAGUUAGGACUCUCUGCAAUUUGCACUGACUUUUUAGAGGUUCUCCCCUCCCCCUCCUUAGAGGAAUGAAACUACUUACAACAUUUAAUUCCUUUCAUAAUAUGAAAGAAUUGAUAAAAGAUUAUUUGUCUCAUAAAAUUACCUGAUCUGCAAAAAGUCAAACUUACAAAAAUUGUUGUGGCAAAUGUUAUGUACAUAUAUUGCUAUGUAACUUCAUUAGUGGCCAUUUUGAAUCACAAUGGUGAUCAUGUGAAUAUAUUUAACACUGUUAAAUUAAUUUACAUUGCUAUUUUAUUUUAAUCAUGAACAACUACCAUGUUUCAUAAUGUUUUGUGUGAAUUUAAGCUAAUUACACUAUCCUUUUAAACUGCAAGGAACAAUGCUGUAACAUAUUUACAUGAAGGCAUUAUGUUGUCAAAUGUUUUCAUUUUUACAUUAAACUUUUCCUUUGCCUGAUUGUGAGAUAAACAUAUGUACAUUAUAUCUUUCUGUAGCCUCUGCAUACUACUAGCUGUCAUUACACCAGCAUACAGUAGCUAAAUUUUUGGUGCAAUUAUAGCAAAUGAUGUUCCCUUUUAAACUUAGACAUUUUGGCAUGAUAUUUCAGAGUAUUGUGGGACCAUGAGACAAAUUGAUAAGUAGGAUCAUGUUCUUUAUAUCUUAUUUUUAAAGGAAUAAUGUUGGUUUACUUUUUUUCCUUGUUGAAGACAGUAAUUAGGUUUAUAAACUGUAUACUGUGUUUAUUGGUGGCAGUGACACCAAAGAUAGAGGCAAUGGAUAGAAGUUUUUAAACUGGAAAGAAACCAUGAGAAACACUACAUUUUCAAAGUCUCUUGUAAUUGUUUAGGAUAUUAAAAAAAAUUGAUUCAUUUGUCUUAUUCCAUUAUUAGUCUUUUAAAUAUGUCUUUAACACAUUGUAUCCUUUAAUUCUUCAUUAAAAUCGAUAUAAGCAGAUGUUUCAAAGUAAUCAAUAUUCCUGGCUUUGCUUAACAGUUUGUAUGUUUGUUCUUACCUUUCAACCUGGAUGAGGCUGCUCUCUCUCUCUCUAUUUUUGGAGUUCUGAUGGAAUUAUGUUGGCUUCCUAUUCAGGAGUAUUUUUCAAUGAAUGCUUUUUUGUUUUUUUUUUAU